Messenger RNA from Chara braunii, 3085 nucleotides. The record is from the annotation of a GenBank genome assembly. NCBI's taxonomy places the organism in Eukaryota, Viridiplantae, Streptophyta, Charophyceae, Charales, Characeae.
UUGGAGAACUUUGGACAGAAAAGCGGAGGGAGGGGUAUGUAUGCAAAGGAUUGUCCAGGAGUGGCGAGGACGGAGGGGCAUGUAUGCAAAGAAUUAUGUCCUCUCUCAAGAGCGAGGACGGAGGGGAUGUAUGCGAAGAAUUGUGUCCUCUCUCAGGGGCAAGAGUGUACUAGGGGCAUAUCUCCAAAGAAUUGUUCUCUCUCAGGGGCAUGAGCAGAAGAGGGUGUUUGCAAAGAAAUGCCCCUGAGAUGAGGGGCAUGUUUGCAAAGAAGUGUCCUCUUUCAGGGGAAAGAGCAGAGGGGCAUGUAUGCAAAGAAUUAUCGUCUCUGAGGGGCAAGAACAGAUGUGAGAUGAGGUGAAAGUAGACUAGAAAGGGAAGAGGAAAAUCCAGGACUGUAGGUGGUGAAGGAUUGAAGAGCAGAAAAGAGUAGAAUAGACUAGGAAAUGGGAGGAGAGGAGGAAAAAUGGAUUAGAAACGAGAGAACAGGAGCAAACUGAGAUGAACUAAUGAGAGAAUUAGGAGGGAGAGAGGUUGGACACGCAAUGAGAAGAAAGUAGGGGGCAUUGCAUGCUGCGUGGGUGACGGACGACGGAUGUGACGCAAAAUAAUAAGGUGGACGGACGACGAACGUGACAGCACAUCAAAGGCAGAAGAUAAGCUCUGGUCGUAAUCUGCUGUUUGAAGCAUGUUGAGGGCAUACUCGCACUAGGACUUUCCCGGCUGUAUAUGGCCACUUUUCUGACCCUGCCUGGAUGCACCUGACCGCAAUUACGUCCACAGAAGAAGUGCAAAAUGUCCUAGUGUGAGUUAUGCCCCUGCCUGGAUGCACCUGACCGCAAUUACGUCCACAUAAGAAGUGCAAAAAGUCCUAGUGUGAGUAUGCCCCUGAAGGAGGGAAGAUGAAACAAGGUGAAUGGAAGAGAGGGAUAGAGAGAGAAACAGGAGAGGAGAGAAGAGUGAAGGACAGGAGAGAGCGAGAGUAGGAGGGGGGGGGGAAAGACGAGUGAAAGCAACGUAGAGGAAAAAGUGUACAGGAGAGUGGAGAAGAGGAGAGAAGAGAAGAGAGCGUGCGAAACGACGGCAAACAUUUCCAUGGAUUGUUUUAUUUUGCACUUUUUUCCAGUGAAGGUACCUAUGGUACCAGUUCAUAUAUUUGGGUACCUGAAACUCGUGUAGAAACACCCACCUUUGGAUACGUCAUCUUAGUGGGAAUUCUCUUAACAGUGGGAACUUAGUACCUACUGUUUUCUCUGCAGCUGAUGGCUGGGCCCAAUUUGGGCCCAGAGAGGCUCGGGCUUCUCUGCAGCUGAUUGCGGAACGUAAAUUGGAGUGAGCAGUGAAAUGUCCAGACAGGCUUGGGCUUCUCCGAAGCUGCUUGCCGGAUCUAUUCUGGAUUGACAAGGGAAUUUCUGGAGAGGCUUGGGCUUCUCCACAGCUGACUUCUGAACUGAUAUUUGGACCCAACAAUUGCCAAAGCCAAGUUGGAAUCUUCCGCGCACGUUCGGAGAGUCUCGGGGUUUUCUGCCGCUGCUUGCGACACCUGUGUUUUUUUUUUCUUUUUCCGAACCGACUGCCCCCAGGUAUACAGAAUUAUUUCAUUCUGUUCAUAAUUUGGAUUUGAACUUGGGUCUGUGCUUCAACAGCUGAGGGGUGUGCCAACGGAGCUAGGCCCGCUGGUAGCUGCUGCUUGCCAACCCUAAUUUGGAAGCACCAGGGGAAAAUUUCCGACGAGGCUCAGGCUUCUCCACAGCUGAUUGCGUUAACGUCGUCAGUGAAAUUCCGGAGAGGCUCGGGCACCAUGUCGAGCUCAUCAGGAGAAAGUGAAGAAGAUGGGCGGCUUGCGGUGCAAGCCGGGACGGACGCGUUGAAUCUCGCGGCAAUGGCGACUGCGACGACUGCAACUACCGGCACGACGACUACCACAUCGAGGAAGCGGGGCCUUGCCAGCCCAGGAGGGCCCUCGAGGCGAGCUCCCGCUCUCGCCCACGAAGUUGUGCUUGCUCUUAUUCGAGCCAAGCGAGCGGAGCUAAGCUCGCCGCAAGGCUCGACAACGCGCAUGCUCUCUGGGUCUGCUAGAUGGGCCGCCAUAGUCGAUGUUAUGGCAGCGGCCGGUCAUCCUGGCAUGGAUUCAGAAAAACUUCGCAAGAAGUGGAAUAACCUUGUGCAGACUUAUCGGAAGGUGAAGGAGUAUGAGAAGCUCCCUGGAGUUAAGUCCUACUGGGAUCUCACACCUGCAGAGAAGAAGGAGAAAGGGAUCGAGGUUUACAUCAACCAACCCACAUUCAUGGCUAUGGCAGAAUUUAUGGCUGAGCGGGAUGCAAUGAACUUGCAUGCCAACAACAAUGGAGGAAUGGCUGCGAACAGCAAUCCUAUUCGGGACUUGGCGUGUGUACCUUCGACCAGAUCGAACGGCGCCGGAGGAGGAGUGAUGCAUGAUGUAGAGGAGGAUGGGGGUGAAGAUGGAGAAGGGGAGGGGGAGGGAGGUGGUGUUUCACAUGGAAAUGUGCCCGGCACGCCCUCACGCGGAGCGCCGGGUAAUGACACAGAUGGGGCUGUCAACAGUGGGAAGAAGAGUAGGACUCAGAGCAUGGCAGCAUCGGUCGAAGGGCUGACGCAUGCGUAUGUGCAUGGCAGCGAACAAUUCAUCGCAGCGAUGAGGGAUGGGUCCGUAACUAUGGGUAAUUCAAUGGACUUGCAGACGGUGGCAAUGAGGGAUUCAGCAAGGGAAGUGGCGGCGGCAAUCAGGGAUUCCGGUAGGGAGCUGGCAGCAUCCUUGGCAGGACUUGCGGCUUCACUUGCUGCUAGUCGACAGGCAAAUUAUCACCCUCUUCCUCAUCCCCCUCCUCCUCCCGCACACCAUCACCAUCAACCAGCCCCACCACCUCCUCCUCCACAGUUCAAUACUACUCCGGAGUAUGGUGGAGCUCCACAGCACCACACAGUUAGGAGAACACAGAUUUUCCAGUCAGGCAACGAAGGGGUCUGCAACCCCCACGUUCCUACUGAGUGGCAAACUCCAUCUCAGGCAUUGUAGUCUGUUGAGCUGUAUGUAGCUUUGAUUCAAAACUAUUGUGCAUUUGAUCA